This is a messenger RNA of Chlamydomonas reinhardtii, 1877 nucleotides long. RefSeq lists its product as uncharacterized. Gene Ontology annotation, biological process: mRNA splicing, via spliceosome. The record is from RefSeq and is a predicted model, not a curated record. Lineage: Eukaryota; Viridiplantae; Chlorophyta; Chlorophyceae; Chlamydomonadales; Chlamydomonadaceae. The coding region runs from base 259 to 1044 and encodes 261 amino acids. Gene Ontology annotation, cellular component: spliceosomal complex. The transcript has 5 exons.
GUUUAAGGCGUAUAUACUUCUGUAUAAUCCUUUUGCACACGACAGCCUACCUGCUAGAACUUGCUUCAAGGGGUCUCCCAGCACAAACGCAAACCGGACGCUUCGCUGAUUGUAUAACUGUUACACUUGACGCAUAUACGCUUAAUUCAGUUUCCUUGCUCACUUUCGCUUGAAUCUUGUGAGGUCCCUGCGAGAACUGACUUGCUCCUGACCUAAUUGCCUUUUGGCACAACUUCUAUCUGUUACACAACCUGAGACAUGUCUGGUAAACAAAGGAACAUCCGGAAACGAGUAGCAUCUGAGGAUGAAGAUGCCCCGGACGUCAGCGCUGAGCCCGAAUGCCAACGCGAUAAACUGGCUGAGACGCGGCUAAUGCAGCAGCUGCGCAAGCGCAGCGCCGGCACGGGCGUCGGCGCGCUGGCAAUGGGCGGCGGGGGUCCGGGCAUCGGCCCUGCCAGCCGGGAGGGCUCCGUGGAGCCGGGCAGCGAGGGCGGCGAGGGCGCGGGCACGGUGGUGAUGGACGCCUACGUGAAGGCCAAGAGCAUUGCGGUGCAGAUGGACGAGGAUGCACACAUGCAGAAGUACGUGGAGGAGCAGCUGGCGGCGCGGCUGGGCAAGACGGCGGAGGCGGAGGCGGAGGAGAACGACCCCGAGGUCAAGCGGAGAAAGUUGGAGCAGGAGCUGUACGCGCUGCCCUCCGACUUCACCACCCAGCUGGAGCAGGAGCUGGUGCUGCCGGGCAUGGUGAGCACGCUGGCGGAGGUGCCGCUGGCCGCCAAGGACAAGCUCAAGAGCAUCGAGGCCACCGAGGCGCUCAAGCGCAGCCUGCUGGCACAAGUGGGCGGCAGCACACUGGUGCUCGAGGAGGACGCGGAGGCGCGCGACCGCGAGGCGGCGCGCAUCCGCCGCGGCCAGUUCGUCAAGUCGUUUGGCGCGCAGAAGGCGCGCGUGCACCGGGAGCCUGAGGAGCUGGAGGCGGAGGCGCGCAAGAGGCGGUUCGUGAGCGAGCGCCGCUCCGCGCCCGUGGGCAAGCCGCGGAAAUAGCGGGCGGAAGUAGCCGGCGGGUGGCUUGGCAAGUGGGGGUGCGAAUGCCAGGAGUUUGGAAGGGGAUGUUGAGGGGCAGGUUGGUGUGUGUGUGUGUGUGUGUGUGUGUGAGCUGUGUAAAGUGGGUGUAUGCUGGGUAUAGGAGGGUGUGCUGUAUCGACACUGGAGGCAGAGGCGGGAGGCGGGCGCACGGAGGCAGGGUUGCCUAGUUCGUAGUACGCGUACUAUGUACUACGUACUGUACUACGUACUGUACGCUGCCCUCGUCGGCUAGUACGUUGGAAAAUACGUUGUGCUGGGGAAACCAGCGGGGUGGGCCGUGGCAGCGCCGUGGCUGGGCGAGGGGCGCGAGGGGUGCUGGAAAGGAUGUCCGUCGAAGUUUGCGAACCAUGGCUGCUCUCCGCACUGCAGCUGUGUUCUCUUACAACAAUAUGAGCAUAAUAAGUUGAAGGAAAUUCCGCUAGAAGACUAUGACCGCGCAAAUCCAGAUUCACACCGAUUCGGGCAUGGUGCGGGCACGCGUGCCGUGUUUGCGUCGGCUUCCCCCCCGGAUUUCCUGGCCCAGCGUAUUAUGCACCGUAUUUUACCGUACUGUACUAGGAAUCCUAGUACGCUGUAUUAAUACGCGUAUUAUGGAGAGAGGGUCGCGUACUAGGCAACCCUGCACGGAGGUGGUGGUGGCGAAAAGGGUGGCGCUGUGGGGUCGAGGAGCGGCAGGGUGCAGGCGCCGGACGCAGGACGCAGGCAGCAUGUCGACCGAGCUAUCCUGCAGGCAUCAUUUGGGUGCUGACAUCUGCUGGGUGUUCGACUCUUAGCCCUGCACCAGUCCGCUU